AUGCGUUCGAGGAGCAAGGCAUGUUCUUACCCCCCACAACAAGACGAGCCCACUGCCAGUGUCGCCCCACAAAACGCGUCGAAAAGUGAUGAAGCCACACCCAAAGGUUCAAGCAGCUUGGCGAGCGGUGGGGUUGUGAAAGAAAGCCCAGGGCACGAGAUAUUCGCCCGUCGCGAAGUAUGGAAGUCAUCUUCAAUAGGGGCUUCAUUGGCGGUAACAGUCGCUUCCAAGGGCGAACCUGGCCCGAACGAAACCUUUUCUAUAGAUAACGGUACUACUAUAACGGAUUCGAAUAGCAGCAACCAGGAUGAACAGACAAAGAGGAACCAGUCGGGCGUUAGGCAUCUUCGCAUGAGUUCCCAAUUAUCCCCUUAUAUGGACAAGUACCCUAUCAGCGGGAUAAUAAUGAAAACGCGAUAUCUCUCUCAAUCGCAUUGGAUGUUUUCGAUGACAUUGUUGCCGUAUUCCUUAGAUUGGUAUGACGAACAGUUAAGACGUCAAGGAGCUAUCUGGCAAGACUUGGUAACUUGCAGGUUACUCGCUAGAUCCAUCAAAGCUGCUCGUAUUCUCUCAUGGACACCCGGGCAGUACGGGAAACAUUUACCGACCAAGGUAAUAGCAGACGAUUUACUUGAUGCGUACCUCCGUACUUUCGAGACUAUAUAUCGGAUCAUUCAUGUUCCCACAUUCAAGCGCGCGUACGAUGCCCUUUGGGAGAAUCUUAGCAUGGCAAACUCGGCUUAUAUGGUUCAAUUGCAACUCUGUCUCUGUAUCGGCGCUUGUUUCUACGAUGAAAUAUUCUCGCUUCGUCCCCAAGCUCUUCAAUGGAUUGGGGAAGCGGAACACUGGCUUCAAUCAUCAGGAAAGCUUCGCCUAACAGUUUUCGGUAUUCAAACAAUGUGCCUAUUGCACUUAGCCCAACAAACAGCUCAGCAUAUGCAAGAACACCAAAUCUGUAUCAACUCGAGCGCAUUGGUCAGAGUUGCGAUGACCGUUGGUCUACAUCGCGAUCCAACAAGGCUUCCGAAUAUGCCCCGAUUCGAGAUCGAAAUACGACGACGAUUAUGGGCAACGAUACUCGAGCUCGCGUUGGACUCUGGCGUUGAUGCUGGUGGGUCAUCUAUGCUCCCAUCCGACGAUUUCGAUUGUACCUUACCAUUGAACCUAAACGAUGUCGAGCUUGAGAUUGAUAAAUGUGGUGAAUUCAUACAACAUGAAGCGUCUGAAUUUACUGAUACAUCUAUUCAAAUCGCGCUAGGUCGGACAUUCGCAUCACGACUUUCUAUUGCGAAAUACGUUAAUGGGAUAAAACCAGACAAUCCUUACGAGGAGACUUUGAGACUCAGUUCAGAAUUAAUGACAGAAUAUCGUUCAUUGAUCAAGUCGCUACAUUCUCUUCGACCACAGCCCGGAAAGUUUCAGCAGCAGUACUGCGAACUCAUGUUUAGUCGCUAUAUCUUUGCCUUGCACAUAGCAUAUAUGCCUCGAGCGUCUAGCGAUCCGGCCCAGUUUUACUCCUCCCGAACUAUAUGUGCCGACACAGCUUUAAGACUUACAUCAUUUUUCUUGCCACAGUUACCCAUACCACAGGAGCCUCCAUCAUUCUCAACCCCAUCCGACUCAUUUCGGAUCGAGCAGAAUUUCUGCAUUGAGACAGUUCGGCUUUUUACCUGUGGCUCUGCCUCAUUUAGGUCACUACCUUGGCAAGCUGUCAUGGUCAUCGCGGCGGAAUUGGCAGCAACAGUAUACCAGAUCCAUGAUACAUCCCCUUGGAUGGGAGUCGUACCAUUUAACCAGACACAAAAUGGCAACAGAAUUCGUAGCAUCGAGCUAUUGGCAUUACUUCGUGAGGCUAUAGAUUGGACAAGAAGACGUGUCAAAGCCGGUCAGCUCAACGUUAAAGACCUUCUUUGGAUCACUGUAACACGAGCCGGAAUUGAGGCCAUAAUGGAGGGCGCUCCGGCUGAGCCGGCCAUGGACUCUAAAGGGAAGGAAGCAUUAGCUGAAGCUAUAAUGAUCCUUGCCGAAAUAACGGGUACCAGCAGAACCGUCAUUGAUAAUAACUUUUCAGACUUAGAAGAUCAAAGACCUGGUGCUUCCAACGAUUUUUGGUCUAUAGGAUUCUCUGGCACGGAAUGGGAUACGUUCUUUAUGUAG
Molecule: messenger RNA, 2157 nt
Organism: Hypoxylon trugodes
Lineage: Eukaryota; Fungi; Ascomycota; Sordariomycetes; Xylariales; Hypoxylaceae
Exons: 2
Coding region: 1-2157 (718 amino acids)
Biological process (GO): DNA-templated transcription; regulation of transcription by RNA polymerase II
Cellular component (GO): nucleus
Molecular function (GO): zinc ion binding; RNA polymerase II cis-regulatory region sequence-specific DNA binding; DNA-binding transcription activator activity, RNA polymerase II-specific
Source: RefSeq, a predicted model, not a curated record